AUGUUAUCACGGCGUAAUAUUCAUCGAUUGUCGAACAUUCUACGGCGGUGCUACGCUGCGGUGGAAACCGUACAGAAUGUAACGAAAGAAGCGCCUGCAGUAAAUGUUGACGAACUUCGAUUGACUUUUGCAUCACCUGUUGAGGUUUUUUUCAAUAAUACUGUAGUAAAGCAGGUCGAUAUUUCUACCUUGAAUGGCUCAAUUGGUAUUUUGCCAAAGCAUGUGCCGGUAUUGGGGAUGCUGAAGCCGGGUGUUGUUCGAGUCGUGGACAAAGAUGAUAAAAGUAUUCAAUAUUUUGCCUCAUCUGGUACUCUUUCAAUGAAUCCAGAUGGUUCUUGUCAAGUUUUGGCGGAAGAAGCAAUCAGACUUGAGGAUAUCGAUUUAGCGAAGGCUGAAGAGGAACUAAGUUCAGCACAACGACGUGCUCUAGAGCCGAUGGAAGAUGACGCUCGAGCUGCAGUGCAAAUUGAAAUAGAAACAUAUGAGGCAUUGAUAAAAGCUGCUCAUAGCAUCGAAAAGUGA
Brugia malayi is the source of this 522-nucleotide messenger RNA. Its product is annotated as ATP synthase delta chain, mitochondrial precursor, putative. Bases 1 to 522 code for a protein of 173 amino acids. Lineage: Eukaryota; Metazoa; Nematoda; Chromadorea; Rhabditida; Onchocercidae. Gene Ontology annotation, molecular function: proton-transporting ATP synthase activity, rotational mechanism. The transcript has 4 exons. The record is from RefSeq and is a predicted model, not a curated record. Gene Ontology annotation, biological process: proton motive force-driven ATP synthesis.